AUGUCUUCUUUCCACCCCACACGCCGCGAGGUGCUCCUCGUCAUCAUCCUCACCCUUCUCAUGGGUCUCUUCAUGCAGUUUGAUCUCUCCUUACGGUUCACGGACGCGUCCGGAUCAGACUCUCUGCUAGGCUUCAAAGUCGGUUUUGGUAGAGGGGGACGAUCAGAAGAAUGGGACGAAGAUGAUCGACCGACGAAGACUGGCGAUAAAUGGUUGGAACAUGUGGAAUUGGGUGCUAAGCAUGGAGGGUCCAACCAGAUGACUGGGAUGACGGAUGCCAAGGUACGAUGGGCAGAACAGGAGGGUGCACCUCGGACAGAAGUGUUAGCACACGCGCCAGGAUGGACAAUCUUUGACCAGCUUUAUCUGUACAACGGGACAUGGUUCAUCGUCACUGAUAACCCUUCAUCCAUUCCAUUGUUGAGAUUAAUGACUUCUACUGGGAAGGAAGUUUGGAAUGAUGAAGAAUCUAUAUUGGGAAGAGAACCUACGGAGAAAGAUAUGCGAAUCAUCUUCCCAUCCGAGGCGAAGAAAUUAUGGGGUCAAUCGGCUUCGCGGGUCGCAGGCACUACCAUGCUGAUCAACGAUCCUAGUCAAUUCUUAGAUCACUACUACCACUUCGCUGCUGAACUCCUACUUGGGCUUUGGAAGACCUAUGCUUCUCUGGAUACUACCAUCACCCCCAACGGCGUCACUCAUCUCCCCUCACCUUCCCGAAUGAUCUUCCCCCACGUCGCAGCUGGUAAAUGGAAUGACUACGCCAAAAUGAACUCUUUCAUUUCCCGCGCCAUUUUCCCUUCAAUGUCAUACGAAUACGAAACCGACUUCCUUGACAGAGCCGACACUGGUCGUGCUUUCGCCUUUGAACGAGUGGUAUUCGCCGACCGAGCCGCCUCUUUCCGUGGAGCCAACUUUCAAAAGACAUGGCGUACAGCGAGUGAAGCGGUGACAUUGCAAACUUCCAAAUACUGGUGGACGCCCAUAAGGAAAAAUCUAUUGGAGUUUGUUGGCGGAGGUAGAUUGUAUUUCGAAGAAGUGAUGGGCGUCGGAGUGGAAGUUGGUGAUGGUCGAAGUUCAGACGAGAUUGAUUUGAUUGCUUUAGAGGAAGAAGAGGGUAGUGCGGAAGAGGAGAAAGAAGAAAUGUUGGAGGAAAUCAGUAGAAGCAAACAGGCGAAAAGUGGGAAACCGGUGAUCACUUAUGUCAGCAGACAAGAAUGGGGUAGGAGAAUGUUAAAGAAACAAAGUCAUGAAAGUCUGGUGAGGGAGUUACAAGAAUUGGAAAAGAAGUAUGGAUGGGAGGUGAAUAUCGUCUCAAUGGAUCAGUUGUCGAGGGAUGAACAGAUUAGGCUAGCAGCUAGAACAACGGUAAUGCUCGGUGUACAUGGAAAUGGUCUCACCCAUUUAUUAUGGAUGAACGCCCAGAAUCCUAGAUCAACAGUGAUCGAAUUUUUCUAUCCUGGUGGUUUUGCCGAAGACUACGAAUUCACAGCGCGAGCUCUUGGUAUCAAGCAUUAUGGAGUUUGGGACGAUCAAGUGUUUACUGAACCUGAUACUCCUCAGUUGGCUUACCCAGAGGGAUUCCAGGGAAAUGAAAUACCUCUUAAUGGUAAAGUAGUCAGUGAACUUAUCACUCAACGUCUUCUCGUGGAACGUCUCCCUGUUGUCAACUCGGAAGAUGGAGAUAAACGAUCUGAGUCGGAUGAAUCAAUAGGGUAUUCGUAAUCCACUCCCAACACCAUUAUCCCCUCCACCACACAUUUCCUGCAUUAGGGUUGUCACACUAUCCGUCAAUUCCAUCAUCAAACUUCAGAGCAAGUGAAUAAGAGAACCGAAGAAGAAUAAAUCGAGUCGAGAGUGAAGAAGGUUACGAAACGGACGAAAAAUCAUCAUAAUCAUUCUUCUCACCGUGUACAUUACAUACAUUGGACAAUUGUCAUUU
Tremella mesenterica DSM 1558 is the source of this 1939-nucleotide messenger RNA. RefSeq lists its product as uncharacterized. The record is from RefSeq and is a predicted model, not a curated record. The coding region runs from base 1 to 1722 and encodes 573 amino acids. Lineage: Eukaryota; Fungi; Basidiomycota; Tremellomycetes; Tremellales; Tremellaceae. The transcript has 6 exons. Gene Ontology annotation, cellular component: endoplasmic reticulum. Gene Ontology annotation, molecular function: protein O-acetylglucosaminyltransferase activity. Gene Ontology annotation, biological process: protein O-linked glycosylation via mannose.